AUGUCCAAUUUUAAAUAUCUGAUUUUUUACAUACACAUCACAAUCUAUUCACAUCUAUCUAUCUAUCUAUCUAUCUAUCUAUCUAUCUAUCUUUUUUUUUCAUUUGUGAAUUCAUAUCUAUCUAUCUAUCUAUCUAUCUAUCUAUCUAUCUGUUAUGAUCCCAUAACACUAUCUAUCUCAUUCUGUUCAAAUCUAUCUAUCUAUCUAUCUAUCUAUCUAUCUAUCUAUCUAUCUAUCUAUCUAUCUAUCUAUCUCAGUCUGUUCAAAUCUAUCAAUCUAUCUCAUUCUGUUCAAAUCUAUCUAUCUAUCUAUCUAUCUAUCUAUCUAUCUAUCUAUCUAUCUAAUUCUCUUAUAAUCUAUUUUUUUUCUUUUUUUUAUAGAAAUAAAGUCACACGUCGCAUCCUAAAUGAACGACCUGAUAUAUCUAUUUAUCUAUCUAUGUAUCGAUCUCAUUCUGUUCAAAUCUAUCUAUCUAUCUAUCUAUCUAUCUAUCUAUCUAUCUAUCUAUCUAUCUAUCUAUCUAUCUAA
Messenger RNA from Acanthosepion pharaonis, 528 nucleotides. The record is from the annotation of a GenBank genome assembly. NCBI's taxonomy places the organism in Eukaryota, Metazoa, Mollusca, Cephalopoda, Sepiida, Sepiidae.